AUGCAGGCGCUGCUAGAGCAGCAGCGACGUAAGCACCGGAUUGCUGCAGCAGUAGGUGGUUCUUUGCGUCAGCGAGCGCAGCAGCAGCAGCAGCAGCAGCAAAUAGUUAUACAAAGAUGGCAAUGGAGGGAAGAAUACAAUCAAUUAAGGCAGCAAGAGCAGCAAAUAAAUUAUUCUUUAUUUAAUAUCUUGUCUUCUUGUGACUUCCUGCAGCAAACCUGCUGCUCCCCUACUGCAGCAGCUGCAGCAGCAGAUGCAGCAGCAGAUGAUGAUGCUGCAGCAGAACCAGCUGAAGCAGCAGCUGAAGACGUUGCUGCUGAUGCUGCUGCUGCUGCUGCUGCUGCAGUAGCAGAUGACAAUGAUGAAACAGAAAAAGUAGCAGCAGCAGAGGCACGAGCAGCAGCAGCAGCAGCAGCAGCAGCAGCAGCAGCAGCAAUAGCAGCAUCAGCAGCAGAAGCACCAUCAGCAGCAGAAAUAUCAACUGCAGCAGAACAAUCAGCAGCAGAAGCAGCAGAAGCAGCAGAAGCAGCAGAAGCAGCAUCAGCAGCAGAAGCAGCAUCAGCAGCAGAAGCGCCAUCAGCAGCAGACGCAUCAUCAUCAGCAGCAGAAACAUCAUCAACAACAGCAGCAGCAGCAACAGCAGCAGCAGCAGCAGCAGCAGGAGAUAAGAGAGCUGUAUAUCGUUAUAAGAGGAGCAGCAGCAACGAUAUACCUAAACAGUUUGCUGCUGCUGCUCCCUUUGGUCGUUUUGCUGGUUUGCUGCUGUCGACCUCGCAGCUGCUGCAGUUGCUGCAGCAAGCAGCAAAAGCAUAUGCGACGCAAGAAGCUGCUGCUGUUCCUGCUGCACUUCCUUAUACAGAAGAACAGCAGCAGCAGCAACAGCAGCAGCAGCAGCAGCAGCAGCAGCCUCUGCUGAUGGCAAGCUGUCUGUUUCAAUCCGUAGCAGCAUCACUGCAGCAAGAUGCAGCAGCACUAGAGAGGAGCAGCGAAGCUGCAGCAGCAGAAGCAGCAGCAGCAGUUGCUGCGUUGAGUGACACCAAUCUGCUGCCGCAGCUGCAGGAGCCGCUGCUGCUUCGGAGGCAGCAGCAGCAGCAACAGCAGCAGCUGCAGCAGCUAACCGGAGAAUCAGGCAGCCUAACAGACACAGAAGAUGACAUAGUAGGGGGAAGGGCCCCACAGGUACGAGCAGCAGCAGCAGCAGCAGAGGAGCUUGCUGCUGUUAUCCGCAGCAGCGCAUGCAAAUCCCCUGAGCAACAGCAGCAACGGCAGCAGCAGCAACAGCAGCAGCAGCAGCAGCAGCAGGUAUCGACGCAUGCAGCACUGCAGCAGCAAUGGAGGAAAAUUAUUGAGGUGUAUAGUCAACAGCUGCUGCAGUUAGAGGAAGAAGGAACAAAAGCCCUUAAGAGUUGGCAGCAGCAGCAGCAGCAGCAAAGACGAGAUCUAUACAAAGCAGCAGCAGCAAUUGUACAACACAUUGCGCCUAGACGGCUAGCAGACAGCAGCAGCAACAGCAGCGACAGCAGCAGCAGCAGCAGUAGUACAGGUGGGCAGCAAAGUGUACGGAGUAGCCCGUUAUCAGCAGCAGCAGGCUGCCUAUACAGUCCAACUGGUAGUAGCAGGCAGCAACACCAACACGGGCAGCAGCAGCAGCAGCAGCAGCAGCAGCAGCAGGAAAAGCAGGAGGAACAACAGCAUCAGCAGGCAAUGAACCAUCACGAAAAGCUUCAGGAACAGCAACAGCAGCAGCAGCAGCAACAGCAGCAGCAUCAGCAGGAGUGUGAGUAUGCUGAUGAGGAAGUGUUAUGUGUAUUGAUGACACUUCGUUGGUUAAAUAGAUCUGAAUUGGGGUGUACGUACACCCGAAUUAAGCGGUUCUUUCCCCUUGCUGCAGAUAAGAAAAUAAAAUAUUUACUGCAUGCACAGCAGCAGCAAAAUCUUAUUAAUCAACGUUUAUUAACAUGUAUUCGUGUAUGGAAGGAAGCAAGACAGCAGCAGCUAACUCGUGUGCUGCAGCAGCUUGCUGCUGCUGCAGCACGUUGCAAAGAAGCAGCAGAUAGCUGCCGCAGGAAGCAAAAGCUAAAUAAUAAACGCAUGCAGCUGCAGCAGGAACUGCAGCAGCAAAGAGGAAGGAAGGAGGAAGCAACAAAACGCAUGCAAGAAGCAGAAAGAGCAGCAAAAGAAGCUGAGGUGUAUAGACAGCUACAAAAGAGUAUAAAGGAAAAAGAAAGAAGAGAAAAAGAUAAAGAAAAUAUAAAAGAAUUCAGAAGACGUAAGUUACUAGAGGAGCAGCAGCAGGAGAAAGAAAGAUUAGCAGCAGCAGCAGCAGCAGCAGCAGCAGCAGAAGCACCCCAUAUAAAGCUGCUGCGCGAAGCCCGUGUAGCAAGACGACAGGAGCAGCACAAGUUGCGUUUGCUGCGGCAGCAGCAAGAGAGACAAGAGAAGCAGCAGCAGCAGCUGCUGCUGCAGCAGAGGCUAUUAGCAGCAGCAGCAAAAUUAAAACCUUUAAUAGACAACGAUCCUUUGCGUAUAUGGCGACCAACAGCUUCCUCUAAUAUAUAUGCAGAGAUAAUAAAACAGCAGCAGCAGCAGCAGCAGCAGCAGCAGCAGCAACAGCAGCAGCAGCAGCAGCGUCUAAAUAGUUUUUCUGUUGAGAAUUCCUUUAGCAGCAAUGAAUUAAUGAAGGAUAUUCGCUAUAGGCUUAGUGAUGCAUUUGCUGCUGCUAAUUUAUCUGCUGCUGCUGCAGCACAAGAUUUAUUAAUAAAAAUGUGCCAACAAGACACAACUAUUAAUAAUAUCUUUCCUUCUUAA
This is a messenger RNA of Eimeria maxima, 2808 nucleotides long. RefSeq lists its product as hypothetical. The record is from RefSeq and is a predicted model, not a curated record. The coding region runs from base 1 to 2808 and encodes 935 amino acids. NCBI's taxonomy places the organism in Eukaryota, Apicomplexa, Conoidasida, Eucoccidiorida, Eimeriidae. The transcript has a single exon.